AUGCGACGAGUUGUCGUGACAGGGCUCGGCGCCAUCUCGCCCUUCGGUGUCGGCGUGCGCAACACGUGGAAUCGGCUGCUGGCUGGAGAGUCCGCCAUCACCAGCGUCGCCGACUUUGAGCCACAGAAGCAUUGGAAGGAUCUCACAAGCACGGUUGCUGGUGUAGUCCCCAGCCAUGGCACAGGUCCAGAACAGUGGCGACCGUCCGACUGGCUCAACGCCACGGAACAACGUCGCAUGUCCAAGUUUGCCCAAUAUGCCGUGGCCUGUGCGGACAUGGCCAUGAAGGAUGCCGCAUGGAAGCCGGAAAGCCAAGACGACCUGGAAGCAACGGGAGUUUGUCUGGGCAGUGGUAUCGGCAAUCUGGAAGAGAUUUACGAGACGAGCUUGGCAUUCAACCAACAAGGCUACAAGAAGGUUUCGCCGCUGUUCGUCCCCAAAAUUCUCAUCAACCUGGCCGCUGGCCAUGUCUCCAUGAAGUACGGCCUGCAAGGCCCCAACCAUGCCGUCACAACCGCCUGCACAACCGGCGCGCAUUCCAUAGGCGACGCGAUGCGAUUCAUUGCUUUUGGCGAUGCCGACGUCAUGGUUGCUGGCGGAACAGAGUCCUGCAUCCAUCCCUUGACAUUUGCGGGUUUCGGGAGGGCAAGGUCCCUCUCCACGGCCUAUAACCACAACCCCCACGCCAGCUGUCGUCCCUUCGACCGCGACCGCAAUGGUUUCGUCGUCUCGGAGGGUGCGGCAGUCCUGGUCCUGGAGGAACUCGAGCACGCCAGGGCCCGGGGUGCGCACAUCUACGCGGAGGUCAGGGGCUACGGCUGCAGCGGCGACGCAAAUCACAUGACGGCUCCGCGAGACGACGGCCACGGCGCUUUCCGCGCCAUGAAGGCUGCCCUGAAGAACGCGAGAAUCCCACCGGCCGAUGUGAGCUACGUUAAUGCCCAUGCUACGGCGACACAGGUGGGCGAUGUGGCAGAAGCUUCCGCAAUUCGAAGCAUCAUGACGGGUGAGGAAGGCCACGCGGACGAGUCGCAGAUAACCGUGAGCAGCACCAAGGGCGCAGUUGGGCAUCUACUGGGGGCGGCUGGCGCGAUCGAAGCCAUGUUUGCCGUGCUAUCAGUGGCUGAGGACAUCGUGCCGCCUACUCUGAAUCUCGAAAACCCAGAUGUCGGGGGAUCCAUGAAUCUGGUACCCCUCCAAGCACAAGCGAAACAGGUUAACGUUGCCAUGUCCAAUAGCUUUGGGUUCGGCGGCACGAAUGCCUCGUUGGUUUUUUCCAAAAGCUGCCGUUAUCAAGCCCGGCUCCUAGCCCGGAGUCUUCGAGCCACAGCAGAACUUUCAAGUGCAUCUUCGACCCGGAACACCCUCGCCCGCCGUGCGAUAGCCUCUUCUGCCCCGGCAACCCAGACUACGAGUGCGACAGCGGCGAGCGGAACGAGAUAUUUCAGCCAAUCUGUGCCCAGGAAAGAUGUCAAAGGCACGAGCUUCAAGCAGGCGAUCCGCGCGGGCAUGCUCGCCGCGGCACCCAAGACGAUGGCGGCUUCCUUAACGACGAACCGUCUCGAGGCUCUGUACGGGGUCUGCGCCAAGCCUGCCCUGUACAAGAUUUCCGAGCAAGACCGCCACAACGAGACGGUGAGGAUGACGGAGGACGGCGAGGAAGUCGGCGAGGCUCAGGGUCCCUGGCUCGAAGCCCUCGACCUCCAGCCUUCAUUCUCCUCCUGGUCCCAGACCACGAUGCUGCACAUGUACAUCGUCCUAGCCCGCCUCCGCUGCCUCGACCGCGAUGCAGCCCAGGCCCUGCAGCACCAGUUCAUCGACCAGUUCUUCUUCGACUGCGAGCGCAUGAUGCACCUCAACCACGGCAUGACGUCGUCCGCGCUGCGCCAGCGCUACCUCAAGGAGAUAUUCGUGCAGUGGCGCGGCCUCAUCGCCGCCUACGACGAGGGCAUCGUCAAGGACGACCGCGUCCUCGGCGCCGCCGUCUGGCGCAACCUGUUCAAGUCCCGCGAGGACGCCGACAUGCGCCAGGUCGCCGCCGUUGUCGCGUGGAUCCGCGCCAGCCUGCGCGACCUUGAGGCCGGCGCCGUGGAGGACCUGCUGGUGGACCCGCGGAUGGUGUUCAGACGGGACCUGAAGGACAUGUUCAAGCUCGUGGACGCGUUUGCGCCGGAGCUGAAGGGGGAGUUUGAGACGCUGGGCGCGAAGGGAGAGGAGCUGCCGCCGCCUGAGCCGGUUGCGGAGAGGCAGGGCGCUGUGUACGAGGAGGUUGAGUCAUUAAAGGAGGCUGCUGCCAAGGUUUUGUAA
Colletotrichum gloeosporioides is the source of this 2307-nucleotide messenger RNA. Its product is annotated as 3-oxoacyl-[acyl-carrier-protein] synthase 2. Gene Ontology annotation, biological process: fatty acid biosynthetic process. Bases 1 to 2307 code for a protein of 768 amino acids. Gene Ontology annotation, molecular function: 3-oxoacyl-[acyl-carrier-protein] synthase activity. Lineage: Eukaryota; Fungi; Ascomycota; Sordariomycetes; Glomerellales; Glomerellaceae. The record is from RefSeq and is a predicted model, not a curated record. The transcript has 5 exons.